This is a messenger RNA of Conger conger (European conger), 3409 nucleotides long. RefSeq names its product coiled-coil domain containing 117 (gene ccdc117). The record is from RefSeq and is a predicted model, not a curated record. The transcript has 6 exons. Bases 553 to 1458 code for a protein of 301 amino acids. NCBI's taxonomy places the organism in Eukaryota, Metazoa, Chordata, Actinopteri, Anguilliformes, Congridae.
UAGCUUAACUUACUAGCUAGCUAAUUGUUGUUGGGUUGUCUGGUGAAGUGACGAUAAGCUAACUGUUAUCUAGGUUUCCAGACGAGUGGAAUUAUCGUGACGGUUAGCUAGCCUAUCUUGGUUAACGUUGUAUUUGGCGAAUUUUACUGUGGCUCUUCGCUAAACUGCACAUCGUAGUUGAAUUUAAAGUAACGCAUUAACGUUCAUUUGGAUAGCUAACUGCAAUUAGCCACGUCUGUAGCUAGGGUUGUUCCAGGUAAUACUCGCAGCAACUGACAAGCAAACUUGCAAACGUUGGGUAGGUAAGCUAGUACAGGCAACAGCUGGAUACCACGUUACGCGAAUGUAGUGGUAACUAAGGUCGAUUGUCCACACAGUGGCCCCUACAGUCUGACGUCACCCAUACCAUUGUAUCAACGUCCUCGGAAACCUGUUCAGGGCUGUUUUUGUCCACGAAUGAUGCUCAGAAUACCUCUGGAGUGAAGCGUUUCAUUUUCCAAACUUACUCCUGCACCUUGAGAACACACACACACACACCCUCCCUUUGUGAAAAUGCACAGACCUGGUCCAGUGAGAAGCGAACUGGGGUUCCUGUCACCGGUGUACCCCAUUUCCGGGUUCGGUAUCACUGCAAACCAGGAAGUGAGCCGGGGGGGUGUGGACGCAAUGCACUUUGCAGGAGAGUCCAGCACAAGCGCGAGCUGGGAAAGGCGUUGUCUGAGGAAGCACCGGAGAAGUCUGGGCGAUGAAGGCAGCAGCCCCAAGAGGAGGAGGCUGAUGGGGGAGUUGGGCCCCGCGGCGUGGGAGGACCCGGGGCCGAAGCGGUGGCCCGGCUGGGCCCCUCGCGGGGGGGGCGGCGGCGGCGGCUCCGCCCCGGACCCGGCCCCGGGCCUGCAGCUGGGCACCAGCCCCACCCACAGCCGGCGCUGCCCCGCUCCCGAGACCGGCCCGGGGUACCCGGCCCCCGCGCCCCCGCCCCAGCCCCGCCCCAAGCCGGGAGGGCUCCGCAUGGAGGUGGAGGCGGCACAGAGAACGCUGCAGGAGAUUGAGGAGAGGUGCGCCAGGGAGGGGGGAAGAGGAACUGAAAUUUUAUGGAUAACACUGGAGGAUGACGAUGACGAUGAAGAUCUGGACGUGGAGCCAAACAGACCAGUACUGGUGAUGUCAGAGAGCCUGAGGGCGGGGCUACAGCAGGGGUUUGGAGACAUCCUCCCACAGAACGUGGCACAGUCCAUGAGUCACUCCUGCAUGGAGCUGGUGCUGUGGAGGCCCCCGGAGGAGGCGCUGUCCCGCAGGCUGAAGGACUCCGUGGAGAAGCAGAGGAGACAGGCCUCCUGCAGACAGGCCCCCCAGCCCGUGGGCCCCCGGCCCCCGGCGCCCCCGGACACCGCCGCCCCCGCCGGGCUGUACUGCACCCCCGCCGCCCAGGCCUCCACGGAUGAGGAGAUGGAGCUGUAGCCCGACUCCCUGACCUCUGACCUUUGACCUUUGACCAUUCAGAUUCGGUGACAAAGCUGAACCGUGCCUCCUCAGGCCCAGUGCUCGUUCUAAAUGUGUCGUCUUUUGGGCCAAAUGCAUUUCGCCGAAUUGGCGAAAGUGUGGACUGAGUUUCGACAGCCAAAUUGUACCUUCCUGUCCGAAAGAGCCUUCGGCUUACAGUCGACACAAGAUGGCCGCCCUAGAAAGGAUGGAAGUCCCGCCGACGUUUGCACAAAUCCUCCUAAUGACCAAUUUUUACGUUUUUGAUAGACUCUGGAAUAAAUAAAUUUCACCACUGAAAUUAAAGUGAUAAAAAAGAGAAAUUAAGAUCGCCCUCCACCCAACCCCAGACGAUCAGUCUGUCUCAAUCCUGGGCGGGACUUCUCUCCUUUCUAGAGUGGCCUUCCAAUGGCGACCAAGACUGUUUGGGUCAUUUUGUUCCUGGACAUGACCCCCAUCAGGAUGUGAUGAGUCUGUGUGGAAAGGGAGUGUGAUUGAUUGAGGGACCUGCUGUCAGAUAGCCGUGGCUCUACAGUGGGGACCGCACACCUGGACACACCUGGACACACCUGGACACACCUGGACACACCUGGACACACCUGCCCUAACCACCGCCAAGCGUCAGCAACAGUGUCGAACAGGCCUGGAGUGCCACCCACAAAACCCUUCUCCGCUUUACAUGCAUAUAUAAAAACGUAACAUAUUACCGUAAAUAUAUCAACCACACAUUUCUCAAUCGUAGAGCCAAGCUUCCUCUGAAGAAAAACUCACUCAGGCUUACAGUAGUAGUCGUCGGUCAUUUUGCAUUUUCAUUCAGCAUUUAUCCGUGGUUAUUUGGCUUUCAGUACACAUAAUACAAGCUGAAUUGGUUACCUUUGUGUUCGAUGUUCAGGGCGUUUGGUUGCGGUACCACAGAUAAGCUACGCUAAUAUCACAUUCGAAGCAGUGCCAGUACAGUUGUGUUGUGUGUUGAGUGUUUGUGAGAAAGCGGGUGGGGUUUGGCGUUUGACUCCUAGCAGACGGCAGUUUGACUUCCCUUCCUGGGCUCCAGGAACGUGUGAAGCCUUCGGUGGCAAAAUCCCACAGUGCCAGGAUCCAUCCCCACUGAUUCCAUUAGCAUUAAGAUGGUGCCCCUCAAGUACUGCUGCCAUUUUGUAAUGUCUCCAUUUUGCAGCAAGCAGCGAGAGACACUAAAGUACAGAUGCGCAGUAUGGAAAUUCGGCCAUAUUUCAUCAGCCACGGUAGCCAAUGAUAAUGGUUCUCUUCGUUUUUUUACAUGACAGAGCAUUCUGUUUCUACAUUUGUGGAAGAAGACGCACACAGGUGUCGCCUUGUGAGGGAGAAAUGUUUUAUCUCGCUUCAUUAUUUGGCUGAGGGCAUGAGUCUGUACAGCCCUGCUUGUGGGUGUGGCUGGUAAAAACAUGAAGACGAGGUUUAGAUGACUGUGAUUAGGCAACUGACAUUUUCCCUUAACUUACAGCAUCAGCAGCGCAUCAGAGGUUAUAUUGGCCAUAUCUUACUUUCGUACAAACGGCAAUAAAAUUGCCUGGCACCGAACCCGACACAACCUGUAUAAUAAACGGAUGCAGGAGCUUUUGAUCAUUAAAGUCCAGUCCAAAGGAAUCUGGCCUCCAGGAGUGAAAAGCGAAGUGCGCUGACCUCACACUUUUGAGUGUGAACCCCUCCUGGAAACUGCUAUGCAACAGCACUACGCCUGUGUGAACUACACAGGAGCUACGCAGUCAGCCUGCUGAAAAGAACUGAAAAGCACAUACGGUGGAGAGUUAGGGGUCUGAUUGGGCUACAGAAUGUAAUGUUUAUCUUUCUUUGUUGAUCCAGACGAUCUUACUGCACCUUAUUGAAAAGUGGAAGCCGCCUGUGUAAAGUGGAUUGUUGACUUUUUAAAAUAAAAUUCAAAUGACAAUGACAA